Messenger RNA from Cylicocyclus nassatus, 775 nucleotides. The record is from the annotation of a GenBank genome assembly. NCBI's taxonomy places the organism in Eukaryota, Metazoa, Nematoda, Chromadorea, Rhabditida, Strongylidae.
AUGAAGGUGCGAAGGUCCGACAAACGCAGUCACCAUCAAGGCGGUGGCACACAUCAACUCCACGGGAAUAAUGUCAGUGGCAGGCGUUCCCAAUCGAGUCCACCGCAAAUUCGAAGGAAGGUACAGAAAAAAGACCGUCCUCAAUACAUACCCUACUAUCGACGCUUUGACCGCCGCUUGAUGAGGUCAAGCUCAACGGGAACGUCACCGGAAGCGUCAGCGGACGAGCGCGAACUCGUCUUUCUUCCCCGACAACCCUCAAGACAACGUAUUCCCUCCCGAAGCAUUACGUAUAACUCGGACAGCACAGAGUCGAGCAGCGGUAUUGACAUAGAAAGUGCAUUGUCAUCUCGGGCAGCACGCGUUUCCGCCAGAACCUCGGAACUCAUGUACAGAGUACCCCAAAUCUGGAUGACCAGCGGACUUUUCACUGUGACGAGAGGAAAACAAAAAAUCAGCGAAUUUGUUGCCAAGUACUGGGCAGUGUACACUUCUAAUGUGAAGUUUUUCGUCGAUCACGUACGAACCUUAAAACACCCGGAUGUGACACGACAUACCUAUGCAACGACAUGGAAGACUGGUUCCACUUCACGUGUCAUUUACUUUACCGUAGACGUAUCUACAAUCAUACCAAGAAAACCUAUCCAAGUUGUUUGUUCUUUUCCAAAUGGCGAGAAACACAGGCCUGGGACUUCCGAGAGGUCCUUCAAGAGUUUCUUGAACGGGCUAUACUGGGCAAGGAUGCAGGAUGUCAACGAUUGAUAUUAUAAUAAGA